GUGGAAUUCCCUUCUGGAAGGUAGUGUAGUCUGAGUCUUUAGAUUCAGCCAAGGCUGACUUAGAUAGCUCAUCAAUAGACAAGGAAAUUAAUUGUUAUGGGACAGCAGAUAGAAAAGUGGAGCUCAGACUGUACCUAUGAUUUAAAGAACAAUAGAGCAAGGUCCAAGGACCAAAUUCGUUACUGUUUUUCCUACUUUUGAUGGAACAGCUGUGGUGUCAUGCUAACAUCGCUUGGCUAGUAAUCUAGAACUACAGAUUAAUAUUCUGAGGACUUGGCUUCAAAUCCCAGUUGGAUCGUUGAAAAUGGGUGGUUCCGAUGAAGUCAUCCAAUCACAUCAACAUUAGAAUAUGGGCUGUCCUGGUACCUAUAAGUUUAAAGUAAGAUUUUCCCCAGUCACCGUAGAAGAAUGGAGUGUGAAUGUGCCUGUUAAGUGCUGAAUUUAAUCAAGGGAGAUGGAUCUUAGACACAGCAGCUCCGCAAGACGGCGUGGAGUUAUAACCAAGGACAGCUCAAGCAUUGAGGAACUGACUGGGGUGAACUAGCUGGAGCAUGGAUGAGUGGUUCGCUGUUCGCCUUUUCUGCAUGAGGCUGCUGAGUGUUUUUUUGCUGUUCAGAAUGCCUGGGGUUGCUGGCUGCUCCACCGAAUGCAUCUGCACCCAGUUUCUGACGAACUGCACAGGGAGUCAGCUCCAGCAGGUCCCUACUGGGAUCCCGCUCAGUACCCAGCAGCUCAUCCUGUCCGACAACAACAUCUCCAUCCUGCCCCCGCUCGCCCUCAACUACCUGGGCGGCCUGGUGUACCUGGACUUCAGGAACAACUCUCUCACCGAGAUCUCGCACAGCUCCCUGCUCAACCUGAAGACCCUGGUGUACUUGGACCUCAGCUGCAACCAGCUGCGGAGGAUCACCCACCUCAGUUUCAAGUCCCUAACCAGUAUGGUGGUGCUGAAGGCGAGCCGCAACAGGGAACUGACCUUCAUUGACCACCGCGCGUUCUCCACAAACGAGAAACUGCAAGAGAUUGACAUAAGCGGCAAUGGACUGACUUUUAUUGAUGCCAGCAUAUUGGAGGCACUUCCACAUUUGCGCUCCGUGCGGAUGUCUGGGAAUCCUUGGACCUGUAACUGCAACGCGCAGUAUUUAAGUAACUGGAUGAGAAAAAACAGAAGGAUCAUUCCAGAUGCUGCUAAUGUCACAUGCACAUUUCCAGAUUCUUUACAAGGGAUCCUUGUCAUGGAAGCUGCAGAUGAACUUUACUCACUUUGCCAGAGAAAAAGGCAACUCAAAUCAAGAGAAGUCCUAUAUUUUUGUCUUAUUGGCCCAGGAUUAUUUUCUGCAAGCAUUGUUCUCAAUUUUACUUGCAGUUUACUGAUGGCUCACUUCAAGAGAUUCAAAAGGAAAGAGCUCAAGCGUUAUCGGAAACUUCGCAGGGCCAUCUCAUUUAAAUACUCAAGGCGGCCGAAUGUGAUAACUCAGGAACACAUUGCCAAAGCCAAUACAAAUAUAAAUGAUCAUUUAGGAACACAACACAAUGGCUGACUUUAUAUUGGAAUGCUUGCUGCUAUGAAAAGGUGAUCCAUGUUGAAUAGGAAUUUGAUUAACUGGCACAAAAGAUCACUAGAUGAAUACUGAAGUAUUGCCUUAAUAUUAAAGCCAUCAGCACUAUUGGAUUAAAAUUAACCUUGUUAACUGGAUUGUAAUUAAUCAUUUCUGAACUUAAUUUUCUACAGCAUCCUGAAUCUCAAAAUACAGAUACAUUUCUACAUAUUUAUUUGCUACUGAAUAAUAUACAGAUGAAUUAAUGAGGUGUUUUCAUUCACAUUACAUUUGCAGACACGAACUGCUUGUUCUGAAACCUUAUCUUAUUUCUAAAAUGCUGGAUGAAUCCAAAGAAUUAUGGCUAAAAA
Stegostoma tigrinum is the source of this 1909-nucleotide messenger RNA. Its product is annotated as leucine-rich repeat-containing protein 52-like. The record is from RefSeq and is a predicted model, not a curated record. The transcript is spliced from 4 exons. NCBI's taxonomy places the organism in Eukaryota, Metazoa, Chordata, Chondrichthyes, Orectolobiformes, Stegostomatidae. The coding region runs from base 552 to 1541 and encodes 329 amino acids. Gene Ontology annotation, cellular component: plasma membrane. Gene Ontology annotation, molecular function: protein binding.